Messenger RNA from Pseudomassariella vexata, 690 nucleotides. Its product is annotated as HAD-like domain-containing protein. Lineage: Eukaryota; Fungi; Ascomycota; Sordariomycetes; Amphisphaeriales; Pseudomassariaceae. The annotation marks the transcript as partial. Gene Ontology annotation, molecular function: phosphoprotein phosphatase activity. The transcript has a single exon. The record is from RefSeq and is a predicted model, not a curated record.
AGGGACAUAAGGACAGCUCCGUCGCCGGCCUCAGGCGGCGUUCCCAACCCGACCUCCGAAUAUAUACAGCAAGCCUCCCUGUCGCCCACGCAGCUACCAGAGGCGCGCAGGAUCUUGGUCGUCAUUGAUUUGAACGGCACACUACUGUAUCGCCCCAACCUGAAAACCCCAUCCAAAUUUACCGAAAGACCCCACGCGCGCACAUUCCUGGACUAUUGCAUACGGACAUUCAAGGUCGCGAUUUGGUCGUCCGCUCGUCCGCCCAAUGUCCAUAAGAUGUUGCUGCAAUUGCUCACGCCCGAACAGCGAGAGCAGGUGGUGGCCGUAUGGGCGCGAGAUACCCUCGGCUUGACUCCAGCCGAUUACAGUGCGCGCGUGCAGGUCUACAAGCGCCUGGAGAAGCUCUGGCAGGAUCCAGCCAUCAGUGCAAGCCACCCCGAGGCUGCUUUAGGAAGGAAAUGGGAUCAGACGAAUACAGUUCUCGUGGACGACUCAGUUGAGAAAGCACGAAGUCAGCCAUUCAACCUCAUUGGACUUCCGGAGUUUAAGGGUAACGAGGCUGAGUACGGUCAUGUGUUGCCUCAGGUUCACGACUUCUUGAACGAAUGCACUAAGCAGAGGGAUGUAAGCUGUUACAUACGGUCGAAUCCGUUUGUGCUCCGGGAAGGAUUUUCGCUGGAGCCGCCGCCG